AUGAAACGACCGAGCACCCAGAAGAUCGAAACCAUCCAAGUACAUGUCUACUCCACCGCAGGCAACCUCGUAGCCGACCUCCACCUAGACGAAGCCAUAACGGUGCGACAGCUCAAAACCAGACUAGCUCCAGACCUGGGAGUCUGCCGAUUCCGACAGAAAAUCCUCCAGGACACACGCCUCCUCGAGGACCAGGACAGGAUCCGAAAAUCCUCCCGCCUGCAGGUCGUGCUAUUGAACUACAUCCCCACUUCCACGGAAAACAUCCGUCAGCUCAUUGAUGCCAGCUUCGAAGAUUCCGAAUCCGAAGUGGAAGAACUCCUGUGCAAACCACAGGACGUCAACGCGUCCAUGCCCGGCGGAACCAAAGUCAACACCGCAAACGGGGCAAUCACCGCUCUCCAAGCAGCCGCAAGUGCAGAUAACACGAACAUCCUGGAACUCCUCUUCCAAGCCCAUGCAGACGUGAACCGCCACGGCAACGAUCGGGCACUCUGGCACGCAGCAACGCAAGACGCACAGGAAGCCGCACGCAUGUUGCUGCAACACCGAGCAGACCCGGACGCAACAGACCUUCGUGGACGCAGCGCCCUACUCGAAGCAGUUGCUGGCGGCAACCACACCCUCACACAAAUGGUGCUAGAGGCAAGAGCCGACCCGAAUCAGUGCAACGUCCAAGGCCGGACGCCCUUCAGCGUCGCCUGCCACAAUAACGACGAAGAAAUUGCAAGCACCCUUCUGCUAGCGCGCUCCGACGUACACGAACCCCGCAACGAGUACGACUACCAGACAACCGCUCUCUGCGCAUGCGCCAGCGCCAACUACAUUUCCGGCCUUAAACUUUUGCUCAGCUCAUCAGUCCACGUAGACAGCCAGUUAGAGGCCACGGCGCUCUGGCACGCAGCUUGGCACGGGAGAACCGAAGCUGUAGAAUUCCUGCUGGAACAGAAAGCCGACAUCGGGAAACAUGCCUUACACGGGGGAACGGCUCUUUGCGCAGCAGCCUUCAAGGGUCACGACUCGAUCCUCCACAAGCUCCUUUCAAACCUCUGCGAGCUCCAAUCGGAAGCAGCUGUGCGACUCCUUCCAGAACCGCUGCAACUGGCAAUGUGGAGCGACAACCCCCACACAGUGAAGCUCUUGCUCGAUGCGAGGACAAACGCAAGCGGCGUCAGGAGCAACGCAUCUCGCAAGAGAAUCCACCAGCUAGAUGGGUAUCCGUGGGCCUUGGAGAUGCUGAUGCCCGCCCUGGAAACACUCCGUCUCUACCAAUAUCUCCACGAACGCCAAGCACAGACGCAGGCUGCAACUGCAAGCAGAGAUCUCUCAGAGCAACAACAGGAACCAUAA
Molecule: messenger RNA, 1350 nt
Organism: Symbiodinium sp. CCMP2592
Lineage: Eukaryota; Dinophyceae; Suessiales; Symbiodiniaceae
Source: the annotation of a GenBank genome assembly